AUUUACGGUAUACUAUGAAGGUCCAGAAAUGAGUGAAAAUUUUGCGUUUUAUUCCUAAUGGUAUACCCGCAUAUUUGUUGAAUCUCAACCUGACCAGCAGAAACUAGAAUUUUGAUGAAAAGAUUUAUUUGUGUGUAUCUUUACAAUAUUGAACACUACAAUAUUGAACACAUAUAUACGGGAAUCCCGAGAUUAAAGUCUUUCGAUUUUUUUCAAACUUUGAUUAUAUUAUUGCUGAUAGUAACCAUAUUCCUGCAAAUUUCAGCUUAAUACUACUUUUUAUAAAGAUUUUAUAGCAGUUUUUACCCACGUCAGUACACUACAUAGUUGUUGCGUUCAGAACUAAUAGUUUCAUGCUGCGCAUGGACAACAAUCUUCAGCUAAAUAAAUAACGUUCAACAAAUUACAAUGUGUUCUCAAUGCAAUGACGUCAGUCCUUUGUAUUUGUAUUUUUAUGAAUAUUUUUUUUCUUAAAAGUGCGCACUUUUAAGAAAAGAGAAGAUAUUAAAAUGGUAUACUCUAUCAUCGUUUUUUAUAAUAGUCUAUAUUUUAUUUUCAUUUUUUGUUUGUUAAACAUUGUACAGUAUAACAAUAUGACCCGUUAAGUGGGACACUCAUGGGACCGAUUAAAUUUGUUUGUAUCCAGGGUCCCACUUAACUUAUACGGUAUCUUCGUAUAUACGAGAUCGUGUUUUUGUUAUUUUUGUUGAUUUUUUUCUUUACCUUUCGAAACAUUUGUAUGAUAACUUUGCUUCAAUAGUUCUGAACUGACUGUUUCAUUUAAUUUUCCCACCUUCUCAUGUCAAAAAACAUUUUCCCCUUUAUUUCGACUUUCGUCCAAAAAUAUUUCUUAAAAAACCCCGGUGUGUGAGAAAGAAAAGUGACGAGUUUCCUGACAGCCUUCUUGUAUAUACAAUGCUCCAACGUUCUCCUACGGCUUUCCUGAAAAGUAUUUCCAACUUCCAAAAAGGUCUAUCAUUGCUCUUCAUUUUCAUUUUGUUAGCAGUUUCGCCUUAAAAGGGUAUGGAAAGAAUUUGAUUUCUUAUUAAAAUCUACGAGAAAUAGUUUUGAUUCAUACAACAUUUUAUUUCAUUAAAGGUAUGUCUUUAGCGACACCUGUAUCAAGAAUAAACAAUAUCAUCAAUUAUAUUAGACGAAACAUAUCGAAUAAUCCAGACAUUCAUCAAGUACACCUACUGCGCUCCACAUUAGUGAAUGGAAAAAGAAAUCUUGAAAGAUUAACUAGUGCCCUGAGUCAAACAGAAUAUGACGACCUUCGCGCGAAGAUUUCAGAAUUAAUGGGCGCUCUGGAUAGGCGUACAAAUCUGCUCCAAUCAAGCGUUACGACUGCACCUGUCAGAAUGCAGGGAAGGACUAGUGGACAGCGUGGACGGCCGAGAUAUGCUAUUUAUAGCAGCAAGUUAGAAAAUCUUUUGUCUAUGGGGUUCACUGUUGAAAAAAUCGCUAGAGAAGGUUUACUUGGUGGUACUAUGCAUCCAAAUACUAUCCACAAUUUCAUCAAAAAAUCUCAAAUCCAGUCACCAAGACAGAGGUUCGCCAACCUUAACGAUAGGGAAUUAACUGAAAAGAUACAAUCCAUACAUAAGGAUUUCCCAAACUCUGGCGCUUUAGAAAUUCAAGCUCAUCUUCGAAAUCAAAACAUAAUUGUACAGAGAGACAGAGUUAGAACCACACUAUCUGCAGUUGAUCCUAUUGGAACAGCGACAAGGUGGAGUCAGACAAUUGAACGGAGAAGCUACUACGUUCCUACUCCAAACUUUCUGUGGCAUACCGACAGUCAUCAUAAAUUGAUACGAUGGAAUUUUGUUAUCCAUGGAAUUAUCGAUGGCUACUCAAGAUUUGUACCAAUGCUUAGAAUAUCAACAGAUAACUUGGCGAAAACGGCUUUUGAUUUUUUCCUGGAAAGUAUAAGAUCUUGUGGAAUUCCUGGGAGAAUGCGCGCUGAUGGGGGAAGCGAAUUUAACCACGUAGAAUCUUUCAUGAAAUUAGCGAAUGGACAGAAUAGAGGGAGUUUUAUGAGGGGGAAGUCGGUUCAUAAUCAAAGAAUCGAAAGAUUGUGGAAAGACGUCCACGAAAAGGUUGUUGCUAAGUAUAAAGAUACGUUUCUCCAUAUGGAAAAUCAUGACAUCUUAGACGUAGAGGAUCCCAUACACAUGUUUUGUUUACAUCACACAUUUGCAAAACGCAUUGAUCGAGACUUGCAGAAAUGGAAGGAUGCGCAUAACAACCAUAAAAUGCGAACGGAACAUCACCAGACACCUCUUCAGCUUUGGAUCAGUGGAGGAAUUUUUUCACAGCAAUUUCAAUCGACAGCGAUGGAUAACCUUCACCGCAGAAGUUUACGUGAAAUAGAGGAUUUAAUUACAAGGUUUUUACGGAGUAAUCGUCUGAUAGAACCUAGCGGUAUUACAGCUGUUUUACAAAGAUUCCCCGCACCAUUGACAGCGGUGAAACUACAACUAUUAGAGCAAAGUAUUAACACCCAAGCCGAUUCCGAUCAAUAUGGAAUUGACAUAUAUAUAAAAGUAGUGGAAUUUGUACGUAAUAAUCGCUGAGACUGAGCACAUAUAUCUUAAAGCUUUAUCCUUUAUUUUUUGUAAUUAUCAUUGAAUGUCUUGUACAAGGUUUGGAAGAUCAUUCGUUUAGUAAGUGUGGAGCCUAUUUAAUUUAUAUCGAGCAUUUCUUCAAUCGAAUCAUAUAUCUAGAAAAUUAUUUGACGCGACAAUGGAUCGUUAGCAUUUAUCCAAUUUAAAGAUGUGUGUUUGACGGAAAAUAGGUUACUUUGCUACAAAAGUGAACAUGUAAUAAAUAUUGUUUAUCAUAUAACAAUUAAUAUAACCGUAAAAACUGA
Hydractinia symbiolongicarpus is the source of this 2872-nucleotide messenger RNA. RefSeq lists its product as uncharacterized. Gene Ontology annotation, molecular function: nucleic acid binding. The transcript is spliced from 5 exons. Bases 1101 to 2576 code for a protein of 491 amino acids. Lineage: Eukaryota; Metazoa; Cnidaria; Hydrozoa; Anthoathecata; Hydractiniidae. Gene Ontology annotation, biological process: DNA integration. The record is from RefSeq and is a predicted model, not a curated record.